GGGAGCUGUCCAGUGCUGAAGCCGCGCCGACAGCCAAUCGCGCCGGCCGGCCGCCUCCCCCACCGGGCCUCCAGUGCCCCGCGAGCCCCCCGCCCGGCGGCACCAUGCCGCGUUCCUUCCUGGUGAAGAAGAUCAAAGCGGAUGGCUUCCAGUGCAGCGGGGUGCCAGCCCCCAUCUACCACCCCCUGGAGACUGCCUACGUGCUGCCCGGUGCCCGCGGGCCUCCAGGGGACAACGGUUAUGCGGCGCACUGCCUGCCCCCCAACGGCUACGAUGGCGGCGAGCAGAAGCCUGGGCUGGAGCUGGCGCCCGCCGAGCCCGCAUACCCGGCCGCGGCGUCGGAGGAGUACAGCGACCCCGAGAGCCCGCAGUCCAGCCUGUCGGCGCGCUACUUCCGCGGGGAGGCGGCCGUGACCGACAGCUACUCCAUGGACGCCUUCUUCAUCUCCGACGGGCGCUCGCGGAGGCGCCGGGCUGGGGCCAGUGGGGACGUGGCGGGCGCGGGCGACGCAGGCGAGGCCUUCAAGACUGAUGCCACACCGGUUCUCUAUCGUCUGGCUGCCUACCCAGCAACUGUGCAGCCACACCUAACAGUCUAA
Molecule: messenger RNA, 599 nt
Organism: Peromyscus maniculatus bairdii (prairie deer mouse)
Lineage: Eukaryota; Metazoa; Chordata; Mammalia; Rodentia; Cricetidae
Gene: Scrt2
Product: scratch family transcriptional repressor 2
Biological process (GO): regulation of DNA-templated transcription
Molecular function (GO): RNA polymerase II cis-regulatory region sequence-specific DNA binding; DNA-binding transcription factor activity, RNA polymerase II-specific
Source: RefSeq, a predicted model, not a curated record